Molecule: messenger RNA, 7315 nt
Organism: Mytilus californianus (California mussel)
Lineage: Eukaryota; Metazoa; Mollusca; Bivalvia; Mytilida; Mytilidae
Product: heat shock 70 kDa protein 12A-like
Exons: 11
Coding region: 207-2342 (711 amino acids)
Molecular function (GO): ATP-dependent protein folding chaperone; ATP binding
Source: RefSeq, a predicted model, not a curated record
UAUUAAUUGUUUGUCUUUCUAUGCGCAGACGACACGGUCUCAUGUCUGAACCGACAGAAGAUGUACAAAACAUUAUGAACAAAUUUUGUGAGUACUGUGUAAUAUAUGGAGGCUGAUAGUAAAUGUGGUUGAUAUACACGUAGUACUUCCAUGAUUAAAAUCGUGGUAUUUUUAAGGGUUUAACAGUUGUAUAAGACAAACACCCAAUGGAAGGGACAUUAAAGAGAAAGAUAUCCUUCUUUACAGGAUACCAAGAAAAAUGGUUUGUUCUAGCAGACGAUGGAAACAUAAAACAAUUUGAUAGUAACCCAGCCGAAAAAAAGCAAAGUCCGAAAUGGACGAUGAAUAUCAAUCUUGCAGAAGUAACCACGAAGGAUGAUGGUCUUCGAUUUGUUGUUACCGCAAGUAAUGGUCGAACCCUCAAAUUGAAAGCACAGGGCAAAGAGGAAAGAGAAGAAUGGAUCAAGUUUUUCAAGAUUAUAAAUGAAAAACAAUCCCAAGUAAGCUACUUAGAUGAAGCAGAAGAAGGAGGUUUCGGGCCUGUAGCUCAAGAACUAGAGAACCACAUUGUUGUUCAAUCAGAAGUUUCCUCUGAUGAAAAGAAAAGACAUGAACAAUUUAAGGCUAUGUCAUUUAAGCCAAGAAGAAAUUACACCAUGGUUGCAGCCAUUGACAUUGGAUCAGCAUAUUCUGGAACUGCAUUUUCAUCAAAGUCUGAUUUCACCACAAACCCACUAAACAUAUGUGUAAUGGGAGGAAUUCCAACAACCAAUAAUAUGUCAUCAAAAGUUCCAACUGUUCUGCUUUUGAAACCCGAUAGAAGUUUUGAUGCUUUUGGUAAUGAAGCCGAAGACAAGUAUACAAGACUAACACUAACCAAGCCACAGUAUGCAAAUCAGUGUUAUUACUUCACUCGAUUCAAAAUGCAACUUUACAACAAUAGGAAUUUGAAGAAAUCAUUGACAAUUAAAGAUAUAAGUGGUAAAGAAAUGAAAGCAGUGGAUGUAUUUGCUGCUUGCAUUGAAUACUUGAAAAAUGCUACCUUCACAAGAGUUAAGCAGCUUAUUUUAAAUCUCGAAGAAGAGGACAUUCAUUGGGUGCUUACGGUACCAGCAAUAUGGACAGAAGCUGCACGACAGUUUAUGAUAGAAGCCGCUGAAAAGGGUGGAAUUCACGAAGACAAUCUUACACUCGCACUAGAGCCAGAGGCUGCCGCUUUAUGCUGUAAAAGCUUGGAGAUACAGAAGAAAGAUACGGGUCAAAACACGAAACUUGGUUCGUUUAGUCCUGGGUCACGUUUUCUGGUCGUAGAUUUAGGAGGUGGCACAGUGGAUAUAACAGCAAAUGAAGUCAUGACAUCAGGUCAGAUAAAAGAAAUACACUGCGCUUCUGGAGGUCCUUGGGGAGGAAAUACGAUAAAUACUAAAAUAUGGUCUCUUCUCCAAGGAAUAUUUGGCACCGAGGUACUCAGAACCUUUAUUGCAGAAAAUAGAGAUGAUUAUCUAGAUUUGGUAAAAGAUAUCGAACGGGAAAAGAGGUUAGAUAAGAGUAAUUCAAAAUAUAGGAUUGGAAUACCGGGCUCGCUGUUGGUUGAGGUUAAAAAGUCAAAUCCAGAUAUGAUUGCAGAAAAAUAUAGAGGUAAAGCUGAACUAAAACAAAACCAACUUCGGAUUAUUCCUGAGUUAAUACAAUCAAUUUUCAAAGAAGGCAUCGAUACCAUUAUUGGUUAUGUAGAAAUGUUACUGAAUGAACCCGGAUUAUCCAGAGUUAAAAGCCUUCUUUUAGUUGGUGGAUAUGCAUCAUGUGGCCUACUCAAGGACGCAAUACAAGAGCACUUCAACCAUUUAUCAGUGAUAUGUCCAUUUGAGCCUGGUUUAAUUGUCUUGAAGGGAGCGGUAAUCAUGGGUCACAUGGAUACUCCUAUUGUCGGCAGAAUGGCAAAAUAUCAUUAUGGCAUAGCAAUUCUUGGUGAUGAACAAAAGCCGAAUUUCGAUGGCUCACUUACUACAUUUCCGACUUCACAACAAGAAUUCUACACCAUUAUUCCAAAAGGGUCCCCAAUUCAAGUAAAUGAAGUUGUAACCGAGUAUGAUUUUCCGAUUGAAGUAAAUCAAGUAGAAGCUUACAUUCAAAUAUAUGCAUCAGAAGACAAACAUCCACCUAAGCUUAUCUCAGAAGAAUCUUGCAGAAAAAUUGGUCACAUUCGCAUCAAACUUCCCCGAUUUCGGCGUACUACUAAACUCUUAAUAGGGAUAUCAAAUGACGAGACAGAAUUCAAAGUAGUAGCAAGGGAAGAACACACUGGAAAGUGUUUUGUAGGCGUAUGUAGGUUUCUUGAUUGAAAAACAAAGGAAUACAUAGACAAGCGGCAUUUAAUUAAUUUGUCAAUAAACAAAACGUAGGUAUGAUAACAAAACCAUAUUCCGAAAACAAUAUAUAAUUCUGCUACGUUCACGUUUAAUUUGACACCAAAAUAAAGUUUUUUUUUCUCCAACGGAAUGAUGUUUUAAAACUAAGUACACGGAAAGAGUUUUGCAAAUAUUUAUUGUUAAAUUUACGUAUCUGAACUUAAGAUAUUUGAUAUAAAUAUGAGUUACAUACUUUAACUUUGUUUAAACCUGUUUAUUUACUUUUGACUUUAAUUAUUUAUCCCUUGUAAUUUUUUAUUAACUGUGUAUUUGCAUUCAGGUGUCACAGGUCAAAUUUAUUCGUUCAUUCUCAUUGGCACUCAUACCACAUCUUCCUAUAUCUAUUGUGUGUUAAUUUACGUUUUUUGAUUGACUUAAGCCUUCCAAUUGAUAUUUUAAAGUGUGUUUUCUAUGUUGUGAUGUUAUACUAUUGUUUCAGAAAAGGGAGAAGGUUUGGUACCAUUAAAACGUUUAAUCCCGCUGCAAAUGUUUGCACCUGUCCUAAGUCAGGAAUCUGAUUACAGUAGUUGUCGUAUGUUUAUGUAGUUCAUACGUGUUUCUCGUUUCUCGUUUUUAUAUAGAUUAGACCGUUGGUUUUUCCGUUUGAAUGGUUUUACACUAGUAAUUUUUUGGGGGCCCUUUAUAGCUUUCUGUUCGGUGUGAGCCAAUACUCCGUGUUGAAGGCCGUACCUUGACCUAUAAUGGUUUACUUUUAUAAAUUGUAACUUGGAUGGAGAGUUGUCUCAUUGGCACUCAUACCACAUCUUCCUAUAUCUAUAUCCCCCCUAGACAAGAAAAUGAGAUCCCAACAGUUCUCAGUAAACAGAUUUGAUACUUGUUUUUUUUUUCUGUCUACUUUUACUUUAUGUUUCCUAUAUUUGUUUUACAAAAAAAAAAACCAAAUGUUUUCUAAUGGGUCACAAUUCUGGAAAGAUACAACAUGCUUAAAUUAUAUGAUAAUUCACAGGCAAUAAGGUAUAUUCGUAUUUUUCUAGCGACUCCUGUGUAAUUUUAAAUACUUUUACAGCUAAACAUACAUAUAAAGGGUAAUAUACUUAAAAACAAGUUUCUUAUACUUGUCAAAUUUAAAAGUAUUGAUAAUCAUACAGGAAUGAAACUAACAUGAGUAAGUAUGUUGUGAAAUUCAACUUCAAAACUGGUGAGAUUAGCCUCUUUGUAGGAUUAAUACCACUAAUUCAUAGCCCCAUUGCUUUCUAUGUCAAAUUCUGCAAUUUCAAGCAUUCCUAGCUAUUUUGUCUUAAGUUCAAAUAAAGUGACAGUCAUUUCAUGUCAAAACUAUAAUACCUCAUCAUGACUUAUGCUGCAAAAUGCAACAUAUAUUGUAUCUUAAAAUGAAUACCAGAAAGUACUGGUUACUGGACGUUUGGUAGUACAAUAACAGGUACUUCUGAUCUGAGCAACAGGGCAAGUAUACCCUCCUAUUUUAAUGUCUUAUAUAUUUUUGCUCACCUGGCCUAAAAACCUAAGUGAGCUUUUCGCAUCACUUGGCGUCCGUCGUCGUCAUCCGUCGUCGUUAACUUUUACAAAAAUCUUCACCUCUGAAACUACUGGGACAAAUUUGACCAAACUGGGCUACAAUCAUCAUUAGGGCAUCUAGUUUAAAAAAAUGUGUCCGAUGACCCCGCUUGCAAACCAACAUGGCCGACAUGGCUAAAAAUAGAACAUAGGGGGUAGAAUGCAAUUUUGGUCUAUUAUCUCGAAAACCGCUAUGAAUGGAGAAAAUCUGUCAGGGACAAAAAUGUUUAGAAUGAUAAGAUCUACAUAUUGCUUAUUACUUCAAAACUCUCAGACGAUUUCUAAUAGGAGUUGUUGCAAUUAAAUGACGGAUUUUACCCAUUUUUUUGAUGUUUGCCUGAUAUCGGAAAAACUAUAAUAGAUAGAGAUAAACUUUAUAUACACCAAAAAUGAUCAACAAGUCAGGAUCUACAAAUAAGUCUUAUGGUCGAAAUCGUCAGACGACUCCCUUUUGGAGUUAAUGCCCUUUUAUGACGAUUGUUAUCAAUUUGUUGCUUUUUUGCCCAACAUCUGAAAAAACUGUUAUAGAUGGAUAGAAACUUAAAUAAGCAAAAGUGAUCAGCAAGACAAGUUCUACAAAUAAAUUUACAAUGUUGAAAUCGUCUGACGACCUCUUAUUUGAUUACUUUCCCUGUGAUAACGAUUUUAAGCAUUUUUUUUUUCGUUUUUGCCUAAUAUCUGAAAAACUAUAAUAGAUAGAUAGAAACUUAAAUAAGCAAAAAUGAUCAGCACGACUUGAUCUAAAAAUAAGUAAAAUUUUGCCGAAAUGUUGGUUUGCUCUUUAUAGGAGUGGUUGCCUUAAUUGAUAUUAUUUUACCUUUUUUUUGUGUUUGGGGCAAAAACAAAAGAAAAUAUAGAGAAACUGUAAACAGAAAUAAUUAUCAGCAAUAUAAAAAAUACAAAAUAAAAAGAUUUUUGUCAUAAAUUCUAUUCUAGUCCACAAUGCUUGAGAAGGUCCAUUGUCCAAGAUACUCAUAGACCUAGGUGAGCGACACAGACUAUUUAGAGCCUAUAGUUUAUUAUUCAAUAGGAAUUUUCAACAAGGGUUUUACAGUGUUCAAUUCCUUUAGCUUCCAUUUGAUACCAAAAUUACCCAAAUAUUCUACUUACUGACAAAGUUACAGCUAUGCGUAAAAACAAUUUUGUUUAAAAUAUGUACUACUUUCUUCUUUUAUUUUCUUUCUGGCCGGGUCCGAUUUAGUGGUUUUAAACCUGUACAGCAAAUAAAUCUUAUUAAACAUAGCUACACUUGGUCCUUAAAAAAAGAAAACAACAUAGUUUGAUAUUUGAUGUUUGGAAAAGUCUUAUUUUUUCGGUAAUGAAUUUCUUUUAUUUGCACAGAAACAUAAUUUUCAUUAAUAAACUUAUGAUGCAUAACAUUUUGAUACUUAAUUCAAAGAGAAAAAUAGAACAAAAGCAAAAAAAGUACAUCCGCUUGAUGACAACAACACUUAAUUGAUACGUUACCAUGAACAAAACUAAACUCAUUUUUGAAUGGAGCAGAAUGUGAAGGCUGAGACAUAUUUUUUACAACAUGUCAUUUCUGUUGUUGUAAUGACAAUUAAGCUGUCAAGCGGCUCUAGUAGUUCUUUGCUCAUCUGAAUAAUUAAUUCAUUUAAAUAUAUAUCUUAUAUCAACCAGUUUUCUUUCAAUCAACAGUGACCGAGUGGUCUUAGUAGUUCAAAUACUGUAUCACUAGCUUGUCAACACUGAGGUUGUGAGUUCGAAUCCCGCACGAGGCAGGUUCGCACGACUCCAAUCUUAAUUGACCAGAACUGUUCUGCCGAAGGUUGAUGGUUCGGCUCCCUCCAACAAUAAAACACUGACCGCCACGAAAUAUCAAGUAAUGCUGAGAGGGCCGUUUAACACCAAUCAAUCAAUCAAACUGUUGACCAAUUUUUCAGGGCUGUUAUAUUGGGUUUGUUCCUCUAACAAAAUUAAUUUACACUCGAUCAUUAGUUAGUGCCUUUCAGCUUUUAUUUUGAAGAUGAAUUUAUUUGUUCCUCUGGGCUGAUAGGCAUAAAACCAUUUAAGUUCAGAUAUCCAAUCAUAGUACUAAUUUAUCGUAGGACAUGUAGAAAAAUCCGUCCGUUUGUAACAAAUCUUAACUUAAGUAGCUGUAUGCAUACGGGCCCCGUGUAUUAUUCUGUUUUGAAGCCAAGUUGAACAUAGUUUUGUAUUUUUAAUAAUUGAAAGGCCAAUAUUAUUCCAACAGUGGUUUGUAUUUUAAAAGAAUUGAAUGCUUAUUUUUAUAAUUUUAUUUGGGUGGAAAAGUGUUGACCAAUUAAUCACAUUUUGUAUGAGGCGAGUAAACGGUUCAUGUUUAAAAUGUGCGCACGACCAACGCUUUUACAACCAUAUAGAAUUAUGAAAAUAAGCAUUCAAUUCUUAUAACUACAUUUUAUGCUGUACAAUCAUAAAAUUAAGAAACAUAUAAAGCUUUUCGUUUGUUUUUCUAUUUAUUGGUUUAACAUUGUCAUGGAUAGCACGUGCAGUCAUAGCUGUUGUAUUUUAUAAAGAAAUAAAAUUUGAUAUAGGAGUGCCUCGUGAUUGUUGUCUUCUAAUGAAACAUAUAUGUAAUGUAAUUCUCGAAAAGCAAAGACCAUUUUGGAUUGAGGUUUAAUCUAUUAAUUGAAAUACUAAACAUUUUUUUUAGCCUUUUGGGGAUUUAAAAUACACUUUUAAAAUAAAUAAAAAUAUAACUGGACCUUUAACUCUCUCUAAAUUAUUCAAACAUAUGAUAUAUACUUUUAAAUAUUUUGUUAUUGUAGAAUUUAUACUUUGAUUUGUAAGAAAAUGUUUUGAUUCUGUAUACGUCCUUAAAUUAUCAAAAGUCAUGAAUUACACAUAUUUAUCUAACAAGUUAUCAAUCAGUCAAACACCUUUUCUGUUCAAUCUCUCAGUCGUUAUUUCAUUAUUCUUCCAUUAUAUAACAAGAUGUGUGCUAGUUUGAGUUUUAUCUUUUUUAUUUUGUAUAACUUUGAAAUCAUUCCAAGCAUCAAAUGACUUUUUUCAAAAAUUGAUAUUUUAACUUUAUUAGAGCCUUAACAUAACAUUUCCAAAAUAUUCACUUUUUUUCUGAAAAAAAAUACAUUAUAAAUUAUUGACUUACAUGUUAUGAGCUGUUUCUUCUCAUCUUUCUAAUCCGUGUUAAUUUAAAACUUUUAAUGAAAGGUAAUUUAAAAAUUUUAAUGAAAUUUGCAAUGCUUAUCAUUUUCCAGACAUUCUGUACAAUGUGGUAGUGAUGACAUGCCGCUUCCUACUUUAUCUAGCUUGUUAUCCCAAAUAAGGUAAUUUUUUGUCAGAGAAGUGUUUAUUUAUUGUACUAUUUGAACUAGAUAUAUAUAUAGGAAUAAAUGAUUUAAUUUUAA